AUGGAAGAGAAGCCAGGACAGGCCAACCCUCCACCGCCAUCCAAUAUGGAAUCUGCAGAGGUGCAGUCGUCGGAGCUCCGCCGCAAGAACCGCCUCAAACUGGUUGUAUACAUUGCUCUCUUCAUAGUUUUCCAAACCCUAGUCAUAACAGCCUUUGAUUUGAUAGUAAUGCGCAUCAGACUGCCCAAAUACAGAAUUCACUCGAUCAAUAUCGAAAAUCUCAGCGUCAACAACUCCACAAAUUCACCCUCCUUCAGCAUGAAAUUCAACACGCAAAUCACUGUUAAGAACAGAAAUUUUGGGCCAUACAAAUUUGAAAACAGUUAUCUUACAUUCUCGUUCAAGGGAAUUCCUGUCGGAGAGGCAGUAAUUUCAAGGUCAACUGCCAAGUUUUUUUCGACAAAAAAGAUGAAGAUUUCUUUGAACGUUGAUUCUGAAUCUGUAUCGAGAAAUUCGAGUUUAGGUAGGGAGAUUUCUUCCGAGAGAUUGGAAUUUAAUGGGGUUUCCAAUUUGAGAGGACAGGUAGAGUUGCUGAAGGUGCUCAAAAAGAACAAAGCUGCAAAAAUGAAUUGCAGCAUCAUAAUUGAUUUAGCAAAAAAAGUAGUUCAAGAAUUAAGAUGUGACUGA
Fraxinus pennsylvanica is the source of this 627-nucleotide messenger RNA. Lineage: Eukaryota; Viridiplantae; Streptophyta; Magnoliopsida; Lamiales; Oleaceae. The record is from the annotation of a GenBank genome assembly.